AUUUGAUUGCUACUAGAAAGUCUGAUUCUAGAACCUAUAGAACCACAACCACAGAGCCAGUGUAGUGUAGUGUUUUAAUAAAAAAAAGUGGAAGUUAGGUUAUGUUUGAUUGUUGAUACUUAAAAAUAAUUUGGUGUAGUGUUGGCCUACUUGUGUAAUAAUGAAUUCUACAAUUUUCGCAGACCUACAAGAGUUGUAAAAUUGUAUUAUCGUGUAUGUAUUUUUUUCUACAGUGUUUGAGUUCUUUGGAAAUACAUUUGUAACUGGUUACAGUUCAGACUUCAAUGAUCCUAUAGGUAUAGGUUCAGAUUGGAAACUGUGUAAUGUAGAUUAGAUACUUAAAAUAAAAAUAGACGUUUGUUUGUCUGCUACUAUGUUUUUGUUAACACUUUACCAAAAAAGUUAUUAUUCAGUUGAACUAUUUAUGUAUAAACAGGUAAUAAAUUAUAACUGUAGAAGAUUUGGAAUGUUUAAGUGCUGUUCUAGGCCUAAUAGACAUACAGAAGAUUACUGCUUUCCCUCUCCACAAUUGGAUGAAUUGUAUCUGUGUAAUUCCAAUAAUAAAGAAGAAAUCAAUACAAAUAUUAUUAAUAGAAAAGGCGUAGGUGACAUUAACAAGGUACUACAACUUCAUGAUGAACUAAGAUUACAGCCAGAUAAUCCAUCAAUUAAAUGUUCAUUAACAAAAGAAAUGCUUAAAAUACCAAAUAGAACUCAUCCUGAAGUUAUGAACUAUGGUGAAAUGCCACAUAUUGUGAAGUUUUUAGGUGAUAAGAAACAUUUUAACUUCAAGCCUAAUGAAUUUCAUACUAUUACCAAAAAAUUAAACUUAUUAAGAAAUGAUCUUAGCAACUUUACAGGUCACAGAAGUUACUUUUUUACUGGUCAGCUUGCUGAAAUGGAAUCAGCGUUAAUAAAAUAUUCCUUGAGUAAAUUGCUCGAUAAUGGAUUUCAAGCAGUGUCUGUACCAGAUAUCUUAGAUAGAGCCAUCAUUGAAAGUUGUGGAAUGGAAACGCAGGGAACAAGAAGUCAAGUGUAUAGUUUAAGUCCUGAACAUUAUGAGAAUGACAAAUGUUUGUCAGGCACGGCAGAGAUGGCUCUGGCAGGUUACUUGAUGAACAAAGAGUUGUCUCAAGAUGAGUUACCACUGCGUCUGGCUGCUGUUAGCAGAUGUUUUCGAGCUGAGACCUCUAGAACAUCUGAUGAGAGAGGAAUAUACAGAGUGCACCAGUUUACCAAAGUGGAAAUGUUUGGCGUCAGUGAACCGGAAAAGUCAAGCGAACUACUUGAAGAGUUCAGAGAGUUUGAGGAGAGGCAUUUUGCCAGCCUUGGCCUACACCUUAGGGUUUUAGACAUGCCACCUCACGAGUUGGGAGCUCAGGCCUAUCGCAAGUAUGAUGUGGAGGCGUGGUUGCCAGGACGAGAAAUGUGGGCUGAGUUAUCGAGUUGCAGUGACUGUACAGAUUAUCAGUCACGGAGGCUGGGUAUACGCUGUGGAGACACACACUUGCACACUGUGAACGGAACUGCGUGUGCUGUGCCUCGUCUGGUUAUCGCCCUGUUUGAGACACACCAGCAGCCCGAUGGCUCAGUUCUGAUACCACCUCCUCUGCAGCCAUUCAUGGGAAACUCCUCUGUUAUCAGCAAGGAUACCACCAAGCACAUUCCUCGUUUGAGACCCAUUAAAAGGCAGACUCUAAAGUCAUGAUAGUUGAUAAGUGAAUUUGUUAUUAAAUUUUUUAAAAGAUG
This is a messenger RNA of Homalodisca vitripennis (glassy-winged sharpshooter), 1749 nucleotides long. RefSeq names its product serine--tRNA ligase, mitochondrial (gene SerRS-m). Gene Ontology annotation, biological process: mitochondrial seryl-tRNA aminoacylation. Gene Ontology annotation, cellular component: mitochondrion. Gene Ontology annotation, molecular function: tRNA binding; serine-tRNA ligase activity; ATP binding. The record is from RefSeq and is a predicted model, not a curated record. Lineage: Eukaryota; Metazoa; Arthropoda; Insecta; Hemiptera; Cicadellidae. The transcript has 4 exons. Bases 374 to 1708 code for a protein of 444 amino acids.